AGAGAGAGAGAGAGAGAGAGAGAGAGAGAGAGAGAGAGAGAGAUGGAGGUGGCAAAAACAAUUGAAGACAAGAAGAAUAAUGAUGCAGAUGAAGAAGUGAUGCUUCCAGGGUUUCGAUUCCAUCCAACCGAUGAAGAACUUGUCGGGUUUUAUCUCCGACGAAAGGUGGACAAGAAAUCCAUUAGUAUUGAACUCAUCAAACAAGUUGAUAUCUACAAAUAUGAUCCAUGGGAUCUUCCAAAAGUAAGUAGUGUUGGGGACAAGGAGUGGUACUUCUUUUGCAUAAGAGGAAGGAAGUACAGGAACAGCAUAAGGCCUAAUAGGGUUACAGGAUCUGGAUUUUGGAAGGCGACCGGGAUCGACAAGCCUAUACAUUCACUCAAAGAACCCCAGGAUUGCAUUGGCCUCAAGAAAUCCUUGGUUUACUACCGUGGAAGCGCUGGAAAAGGCACGAAAACCGAUUGGAUGAUGCAUGAGUUUCGCCUCCCACCAAAUGGAAAGAAUAAUGCCAAUAUCUCACCGACUCAUCAUAUCAAGAACAAUAUUGCUCAUCAAGAAGCCGAAGUAUGGACAUUGUGUAGAAUCUUCAAGAGGAUCUCAUCUUACAAAAAGUACGCACCCCACUGGAGAGAAACAGCAGUGCGUAAUACAACUGAUUCGAGUUCAAAAACAUGCAGCUUUGAAUCUGAUCAAAACAGUUUUGGAGAUCAUUCUUCUUCUACCUAUAAUCUUAUAAUCAAUGAAAGGAAACCUGCAGCAGCACUCACUACUUUUUCAGACCAAGUGAUCAGUGCUACUGAUGAUCAUCAGAGAAACCCCUACUUUCUUAUGAGUCAAUUGGCUGCAGCACAAGCACAAGAACAAGCUCCGCAUACCUCUACAAUGGAUUACACAAGCUUCUGCAAUAAUCCAAGUAGUAAUGAUGAUUUCUUUGUGAAUGGAAAUUGGGAUGAGCUCAGAUCAGUUGUUGAGUUGGCUGUUGAUCCAUCUCAACCUUAUUAUGGAUGCAGAUAGUUAAUAUAUAUUAGGAAUUAAGUUAAAAUAAACACUAGAUAUAUGCAUAUAUAUAGCUUAGUUGGUGCUGUUGGUUAUGUUUGACCUGUUUAAGGUCUACAUUAAUUUUUGGUAUAGUUUCGACAGAACUGGUCUGUCUUUAAUUUACAGAUGCUACAUAUGAUACAACACAUACUGCAGCAGCCUUACGCA
Tripterygium wilfordii is the source of this 1206-nucleotide messenger RNA. Its product is annotated as transcription factor JUNGBRUNNEN 1-like. Bases 43 to 1014 code for a protein of 323 amino acids. Gene Ontology annotation, biological process: regulation of DNA-templated transcription. NCBI's taxonomy places the organism in Eukaryota, Viridiplantae, Streptophyta, Magnoliopsida, Celastrales, Celastraceae. Gene Ontology annotation, molecular function: DNA binding. The transcript is spliced from 3 exons. The record is from RefSeq and is a predicted model, not a curated record.